Nicotiana attenuata is the source of this 1900-nucleotide messenger RNA. RefSeq names its product lysine histidine transporter 1-like. Lineage: Eukaryota; Viridiplantae; Streptophyta; Magnoliopsida; Solanales; Solanaceae. The transcript is spliced from 8 exons. Gene Ontology annotation, cellular component: plasma membrane. The record is from RefSeq and is a predicted model, not a curated record. Bases 211 to 1578 code for a protein of 455 amino acids.
UACGAAACCAGCUAACGACUGAGAAUUCUAAAUAAUUUUUACAGCUAAGAGUAUAUGUAGUUUUGUUUAUAUAAGACAGACAGCUUCGAUAUUUUCCAUAUUCAUUUUACUCUCCUAAGUUUUCUAUACCCUUCAUCUCUUCAGUUUUCUUCCCUUUUUAAAUUGUUGGGUAGUUUAAUUUCUACAAGCACAAGUCCAUAACCUGUAGCCAUGGGAACUCAAGCUCCAUCGGAUCCCAACUACAACAAUGACAAGGUUGAUACAAGAACUGCAGAAGAGAAGGCAAUCGAUGCGUGGCUCCCUAUUACUUCUUCUAGGAAUGCAAAAUGGUGGUAUUCUGCAUUUCACAAUGUUACUGCUAUGGUUGGUGCUGGUGUUCUCAGUCUUCCUUAUGCCAUGUCAGAGCUUGGAUGGGGACCUGGUGUAACGGUGAUGGUAGUAUCUUGGAUUAUAACUUUAUACACACUAUGGCAAAUGGUUGAAAUGCACGAAAUGGUUCCAGGGAAACGUUUCGAUAGAUAUCAUGAAUUGGGACAACAUGCUUUUGGAGAAAAACUUGGCCUAUGGAUUGUUGUGCCACAACAAUUAAUCGUCGAAGUAGGUGUUGACAUUGUUUAUAUGGUGACAGGAGGAAGAUCACUAAUGAAAGUCCACGAAUUGGUUUGCAAAAAAAACGAAGACAGUAUCCAUUGCGCCAAAGAUAUUAAACUUUCCUACUUCAUCAUGAUCUUUGCCUCUGUCCAUUUUGUGCUUUCCCAUCUUCCCAAUUUCAAUUCCAUAUCUGGUGUCUCUUUGGCUGCCGCAGUAAUGUCCCUAAGUUAUUCUACAAUUGCUUGGGGGGCAUCAGUAAAGAAGGGUGUACAACCGGAUGUAGAUUACGGGUACAAGGCUCACAGCACGUCAGGAACUGUUUUCAACUUCCUGAGUGGAUUGGGAGAAGUGGCUUUUGCAUAUGCAGGUCAUAACGUGGUUUUGGAGAUUCAAGCUACGAUCCCUUCAACACCUGAGAAACCUUCGAAAAUACCUAUGUGGAGAGGAGUUGUUGUUGCAUACAUAGUUGUGGCUCUCUGUUACUUCCCUGUUGCUUUUAUUGGUUAUUGGAUGUUUGGGAAUUCAGUAUCAGACAACAUUCUCGUGUCUUUGGAGAAACCUACUUGGCUCAUUGUCAUGGCUAACAUGUUUGUCGUCGUCCACGUUAUUGGGAGCUAUCAGAUUUACGCAAUGCCAGUGUUUGACAUGCUCGAGACUGUGCUUGUUAAGAAACUUAGGUUCAGGCCUACUUGGUAUCUGCGAUUUGUUACCAGAAAUAUUUAUGUUGCUUUCACAAUGUUUGUUGGAAUCACCUUCCCUUUCUUUGGGGGACUUCUUGGAUUCUUUGGAGGAUUUGCUUUUGCUCCAACAACUUAUUUUCUGCCUUGCAUCAUGUGGCUUGCAAUCUACAAGCCAAGGAGAUGGAGUCUCUCUUGGAUUGCUAAUUGGAUUUGCAUAAUAUUUGGAGUUCUAUUGAUGGUUUUAGCACCAAUUGGUGGUUUGAGAUCCAUCAUAGUACAAGCCAACACUUACAAAUUUUACAAUUAGACAUCUCUUUCUUGGUAAGGAGAAGUUUGUAUCAAUAUUCAAGUCCAAAAAAAUUGCGACGAUUAUGCUAAACGAGAGGAGACUAAUUAAAUUUCUUAUAUAGAAGUGGAGUAUGUUUUAUUAUCGGAAAGAAAUUUCUGGCUAGAUACUGCCUUGUUGUGUUUUGGCUUAUAACUUUUUAUAGAGUAGGUUUUCUUCAUGUGUAAAGUUAUGAUUAAUAUCAUAUUGAUAUCGAAAUCAUUGUAAAAUGGCAUCUCAAUUUCUUUCUUUGUUUCUAAUAAACCAUCUAAGAUAUCGUAGGCAUUCAAGACUUUGGAUUCAA